UUCCUUCACCCACCGGCAGAGAAAGGAAGAGAGAGAGAGAUAGAGGGAGGCUUUUAAUUCCGCGCUUUCUCAGUUUUUCUCGCGGAAAAAUCCAAGCGCACGCACAAAAACACACAAAACCCAUAUUUAGUAUCCGAUUGCCGAAUCAUCUAAUCCAGUCCAAGCCACCAAAUUUCGGUGUUCCUGGAUUAUCUGUCUCUGUCUUCCCAAAAAAAACAUAUAAAACGGAAAAAGAGCAAUAUCUUCUUCUACCUCCAGUCAGCUUCCUGAAGGUGACGAAAAUUAUAGCCAUAAGUUACCCAGAAAAACUACUAAGGCAUAUUUGUAAUUUUUACAUAUAAGAGGGAGGGUACUGGUUUGUGGAGCUGCAGGACUUCUGCGAGCUGAGCGUCCUCUCUCGUUAUUUGUUUAUCAAAGUAGAAUUAUUGCUAGAAAAGCCUUUUCUUCGAUGCAUACAUGUAGUACAAUUGAUUUCUGUCGAUGAGUUUGGAAGUUGCUGUGGAGGGUUUUAAGUGAAAGAAAGAGAUUGCAGCUGACAUAAUGGGUGCUGUCUGUUGCUGUUUGAAUGCUGAGAGUUUCGAAGAUUAUGUGAAUCCAACUAGUUCUGUGUAUAGGAACUGUAUAUGUCUGAAUUGCUUUGUUCAGAAUCUCUUAAAUGUGUAUUCAUCACUAUUUAGAAGAGGGGAAAUGCAUUCCAUCUCUUCAUCUAUUCAGGGGGCGGCAUCUAUGACUUCUGCUGCAUCACUAGACAACUCUCUGUCUGACAUGUAUCGCUCUCCUCCAAGGCCUUUGCCUUAUGAUGCUGACCCCAGAUAUUUCCGCUUGCAGCGGGAUGGACUGGUUUCAAGACGUGAGAAGGGUUCAAGUCAUUCACAUGAGGAGACAGAACCUCUUAGAGGUGAUGUUGAUGCAGAUCCAGAAUCUUUAAAUUCAGGAGACAAAUGGAAUGAAUCUGCAUGUGAAGAUGGAUCAAAAGAAUACCGUUCUAAGUCCUCACUUAAGCUCUCAUCGGCGAAAACUGCAACUGGAGUUGUGAAUAUUUAUACAUCAUCAGAAGAGGAGGAUGUUUGUCCUACCUGUCUUGAAGAAUAUACUUCGGAGAACCCCAAGAUAAUGACCAAAUGCUCUCAUCAUUUUCACCUUGGUUGCAUUUAUGAAUGGAUGGAGAGAAGUGAAAGCUGUCCAGUUUGUGGCAAGGUGAUGGUCUUCGAUGAAACAACGUAAUCUUGAUUGAAAGGAUUGCGUUGUGGAGGAAGCAAGCAAGCAAGCAAAACAGAGGAGAGAAAACCAAAAGUUAGUCAUUGUGAAUACCGCAGCUCAAGGGGUUUGUUGUCCAUAGCAAAUUUUAAAAAACUGUUCUCAUAUCCAUUGCUGUGAGUACAUUCUGUUCGAAAUGUUCUUUAUUCCUCCUCCCCCGUUUCUAAUUGAAAAAGGCUUGCAAUUUAUAGUUGAAAUAUGUCUAUAAUUUCCUCAAAAUAGUAUUGUACAGUCUCGUGAAUGUCCUGAGGAGAAGCAUUUGGACUGCCGCUAUGGUGUAUAGCUUUUGUUUUUUCAGUAACUUUUGGCUUUAAUGCAUUGUUGGUUCCAACUUGUAGUUAUCUAAUGAGUCAAGCUUGAAGAGAGAUUUGGGUUUAAUUACUAAAGAAACAUGCUCAAGGGGAGGGACACAAAUUUGUUUGUGCAUGGCUGUGAGUGAGAGAGGGAGUCCUUGAAAUAAUGAUUAUAAUUUGUAGAGAAAAAGAGAGGCUGAACUGCUUGUAUAAAUAUUCAUUAUACAUUGAAUAUUUGCCU
Messenger RNA from Corylus avellana, 1791 nucleotides. RefSeq names its product E3 ubiquitin-protein ligase At3g02290. Gene Ontology annotation, molecular function: ubiquitin-protein transferase activity. The record is from RefSeq and is a predicted model, not a curated record. Lineage: Eukaryota; Viridiplantae; Streptophyta; Magnoliopsida; Fagales; Betulaceae.